AUGGAAAGUGUGUGUGACUGUGGCGACCCAGUUGAAAUGUCUGCAGCUCGUGGAUAAUGGAGGCGUCGUAAACUUUAAGUUGGCUGAUCAUUUUGUCUUUGAUUUUGUUCCGUGAUUCAUCGUUUUCAAAUAUGCGCGUGAGGUAAAAGUGAAAUGCCUCAGUGGUGUCGUAAUCAUUGAAAUUUGCGGCCAUAUCCCGUUGCGACCAUGAUGCAGCAAAUGCGUGGAACUCGAAGACACGAAAGCAAUCUUCCACAGGCCCUUCGUCUGCUGAUCCGGUGUACUUGGGUAUGUCCAAGGCUUGCGGUGAUGCGGUCAUGAUGCUGGAGUUCAUGCUUUGCCGGAAAGAGGAGAGGGACCCACGUAAGUGCCUCGCUGAAGGCAGGCAGGUGACCAAGUGCGCCCUCGAGUUCUUCCGCAAGGCGAAGAAAGCCUGCCGGCCGCAGUAUGACGACUACGCACACUGCCUCGAGUGGAGCAGCAGUGAAAUGCACUACCACCAUUGCCGGAAAACCCAGGCCGCAUUGGAUGGCUGCAUGCUUGACAAGCUGGGCAUUCAACGGCCGCACCUUGGGUACUUUGCGAUGCCUCGCGUUCACCACACUGAGCGACCAAGGCCGGAAAAGGGUUACCGUGACGACUACCCUGCGACGCCGAAAGUGGAAGACGACUUUCCCAGGCACCCUGCAAAGCACGGCUUGCGGUCCAUCAUUUCAUAACCGUUGGAGGUACAUUGUAGCACACCUGCAAUAGAUCUUCAACAUCGUUACUAGCGGAUAGCUGUAGAAAAUAUGGACAUAAAGCUUCUUCAGGUUGAA
Messenger RNA from Dermacentor andersoni, 818 nucleotides. The record is from RefSeq and is a predicted model, not a curated record. Lineage: Eukaryota; Metazoa; Arthropoda; Arachnida; Ixodida; Ixodidae.